CAGAAACCAGUGGCAACCCGGCCUGAUGAUGAUCAGUCUGGUAACUCUUCCGAGAGGACCCAGACUGCUGAGGGCCAACCCGAUGCUGAGGACACUGCCGAUGAACCAUCAAGCCAGGCCCCUUCUAAUAAGGCUGGUGGUGAGGCCUCCGAUAGCAUGGCCUAAGGGAAUGAACGAAGAGAUGAUGAUGAUGAUGAUGAUGCAGAUGAUGAUGAUGACAUGGAGGGAGUCCUGAUCAGCAACAGGAAGAGAGCUGGUAAACAGGCCAUUCCGAUAGACUCCGACUCCUCAUCAGAAGAUAUUGAGGCUGCACUCACACCCCGACCACUCAACGGGAUCAUCAUUAGUGAGCAGCGCUCCAAGAAACGCAAUGAAAAGCCUGCAUCAUCACAGCCUAAGAAGAGGCUCAGAAAGAAGAGUGCAGUGGAAGAGGAGCUGGCACUGUACGAUGACUGUGACACCUUCGUCACUAUAGACCGAACCACGCCCCUAGGAGCAGGAGCUGACCUUGUCAGUUCCCGGGUAGAUGUCGCAGCAUCCGGUUCAACUGCGCAUGCACAACCAUCUCCCAUCCACUCUCCAGUCUCCCAACAGACUGGAGUUUCAAUAACUCAAGGGGAACUUACACCGACCUCACUGAUUCCUUCCGAAUCUGCUGAGAGACUCAGUGGUCAACAGCCCCGGACCACUACCCCCAUCCGUUCUAUCACAUCGAGUCUAGGUGUCACCAUUCCCACAUUUUUAAAUUUUUCUAGGACACCUACACUAUUCACUGCACAUACAGGUGCACUCACCCUGAAUGCAACGACCGGAGUGCAAACUAUGAUGGUCGGAAGUCCUGCUACGCCAACAAUGCCUCGAUCAUUGAACGCAGGCCACACAUCAGCUAUCUUCACUGAUGCUGUGACAACAGUUACAACCCCUGUAACUGGUACCAUUAUCCCCGAAGACAUUCUCGUAUAUCUGAAUAGCUUUCUAGAGUCUACCAUUAAGCCAUGGGUGCAUGAAGCAAUAACCGCUAAUGCACAAGACUCUGGAAGUACCCCAGUUGUUCAUGAUAUACCACCCAAGCCCCAAACCAUACAGCCCCCAACUACUUUAAUCCCAAUUUCCCAACCUUUAACCCUAGGAAACCAACAACCAUCCACUUCAAGGGGAACCCAGGAUACAGAACUAGUAUCCUCCCCUACAACGACCAAACCCAAUCUCAAAACCAUACCCUUCGAGGACCUUGUAGCUGAGGUCUUUGACCGUAUACUAGACGUGGAAGAAGGCAACCUUACCCCUCUUCAAAAAGCCCUUCUCCAUGCUCUAGAUACACAGAACACAUGCCGUGACAGUCUCCGUGGCGCUAAACGUUCACAUGAGGAUCCCGAUGAUUCGGAUUCUCAUGAGGGGGAGAACAAGCGCCAGCGGAUACUUGAGCAUGUUGCUUCUACUAGCCAACCCUCUAAGCCAAACCAACCCUCCACCUCUACCAAUGAACAACCCACUACUUCAGCCAGCCAUAAAUCCCUAGCCACUCUCUCUAGCAUGGUCGAGCUAGACAUAACAUCCCGAGGUGCAUCUCCUAUAGAUGUUAACCAAGGACGGAAUGGAAGUCCUGAUGAUGCUACCACGAGUACAUCUUCCUACUCAGGCCAUCAGCUAGAACCUAGUUCGAAACUGAUGUCAACGGGCAAUCCUGAGGAUCCCGGUGUUUCACACGACGAGUCACCUUCGACACAGCAGCAAGCUCCCUCUGAACCCUCUGACAAUCCAAUACAAGAUGAGCUUGAAAAUCUUCUAGUUCAUGAUCAAUGGCCCCGCAAAUGGACAGAGUGGGAUGACCUUAGAGUGGAAGCCGAUCAGUACGAAAUGUGUCGAAGCUGGCAUCUCAGAGAGUUCCUCAAUAAAUACCAUGCAAUGAUGAUUGGACUCGAUAAAGACGAACUCAAGGAAGGGGAGAAUCAAAAAGAAAACCUCAAGGAACCAGAACCAGCUAAAGAAAAAUGGGAAAUCAUAAGGAUCAAAGCCCCCUUUCUUGAAGAAAUUCGAGAGAAGAUUUGGAGACAACCAGAAAAGGUCAAGCAGUUCAGUGAAUUAAAAAUGCGAGGAAUCAAUCACUUGAAAGGAAAAUACAGAGAAGGAAAUCUGUAUAUGCUAGGACAUAGAUCCACAGGGCAACGUCGACAAGUUCUAAAUCACAAUCUUGCAACAAGUGGAUGUCCCAUAUUGAAAAUCUUGGAGAUCACAGAAGAUUACCUGGAAACAAUUAAGUUCAUGAUUUUUCGUCUACAACGUACUGAUGGCUCGGAGUUCACCUGUCAAGAGAAUGACUUCUUUCUACUGCACAUGGAUGACAUUUAUCAAAUGUUCAUGAGGUGCAUGGAGCUUCCAGUUCACAAAGACAGACUCGCUAAAGAAGGCUUCGAGGCGAUAAAAAGAUUCAUGACAAGACAAGUUCGGUUCUACGCCUCUCAUGACCUCCAGAUGACCAUAGAGCACAACUAUUCAAAGGUGAAUCUUACUAGACCGGACUUGAGUAGACCUGGCCUUGAAUCCUUUGAAGCAUAUCAUAUCUUUGACAAUCCAGUAUCAGUCAUCUAUCUGAAUCAUAACAACGAAAAGCGUCUAAUGUUCGUGGAUGAAAUUAACAAGUAUUGUGACGGAACGUUGAAGAUCAUCCAGGAGCAGCUCCGAUCAAAGAAACAAGAACUUGGACAGAAAUCGACUGAAGCCACUGAAGGAGACCAGAAGGAACUGCACAGAAUUGACAACAUCCUACAGGCCAUCGAAAAGCAACUUGAUAGAAGAAAUUCACUCAGAAACUAUGAGCACGCACUUAAUCUCAGAAAGAAUUAUUAUAAAGCUCAAUAGUGAAGAGAAGAAGCAAGACGGCACUUGAUCACAAAGGGGGAGAUUGUUGAGGAAAAUAUUUGUUGUGAUCAAGUUUGUCUAGAGUCUUGUUGUCCCAAUUAGAUUAGACUUAUCUUUUUAGUAUUUAUGUAAAGAAUAAAUGAGCUAAGGGAAUAGGGCCCAAAAAGGCCUUAGGCCCAGAACUCUAGGUUACCAUUUCGGUACCUGUACCUACGCCUAUAAAUAUGCGUACAUGUGGUACAGGACCGAAUAAUCGAGAAUAAGAAAUAUACAGCGCCUUUCAUU
This is a messenger RNA of Cuscuta epithymum, 3144 nucleotides long. The record is from the annotation of a GenBank genome assembly. NCBI's taxonomy places the organism in Eukaryota, Viridiplantae, Streptophyta, Magnoliopsida, Solanales, Convolvulaceae.